Messenger RNA from Chlorocebus sabaeus (green monkey), 2786 nucleotides. The record is from RefSeq and is a predicted model, not a curated record. Lineage: Eukaryota; Metazoa; Chordata; Mammalia; Primates; Cercopithecidae.
GUGAGGGGACAGGACUGUGAAUUCAGAUACUGUUUUUCUCCCGAAAUGGGUAUUUGGCUCCUAUUUUUUUCCUUCUCCACAGCAUCUUAAUUUAAAAUAUGGCACUUGACCUACGGACCUGCAGGGAGUGGUUAAGAGGAUGAGAGGCCAGUCAAACUCUUUUUGGUGUUUAGGCGCCCCUACUCGGGGCGGUGUGUUGGGAGGGCCCAGGUCAAGGCGCGCGUGGGCGGAAGCGGCGGCGGCGGCGGCGAAGGCGGCGGCUGUCAGAGCUGGAGGGCCGGGCACCGCGGCCAUGGAGGGUCAACGCUGGCUGCCGCUGGAGGCCAAUCCCGAGGUCACCAACCAGUUUCUCAAACAAUUAGGUCUGCAUCCUAACUGGCAAUUCGUCGAUGUAUAUGGAAUGGAUCCUGAACUCCUUAGCAUGGUACCAAGACCAGUCUGCGCAGUAUUACUUCUCUUUCCUAUUACAGAAAAGUAUGAAGUAUUCAGAACAGAAGAGGAAGAAAAAAUAAAAUCUCAGGGACAAGCUGUUACAUCAUCAGUAUAUUUCAUGAAGCAAACGAUCAGCAAUGCCUGUGGAACAAUUGGACUGAUUCAUGCUAUUGCAAACAAUAAAGACAAGAUGCACUUUGAAUCUGGAUCAACCUUGAAAAAAUUCCUGGAGGAAUCUGUAUCAAUGAGCCCUGAAGAACGAGCCAGAUACCUGGAGAACUAUGAUGCCAUCCGAGUUACUCAUGAGACCAGUGCCCAUGAAGGUCAGACUGAGUCCUCCUCGCCAUCCUCAUCACAGCCUCAUUCUAGCCACUGCAGAACGAAGGCCUCAUCAUUGUGUCACCAUGCAUCCCUGCCCUGGGUCAAACGUUACCAUGUAAGCCCUGCAAAGGCUACCAGUCCAUCUCUCCGUCUUCGUCGAUGGCGACCCUUCUUACGCGUACCAUCUUUGGGUCUCCAUUCUGUUGUAAGUUUAGUCAAUCUUCCAUCUCUUCUCCAGUGACAAGGGCUAUCCCUUUUUUUUUUUUUUUCUUAACUUCAGUCUUCAGAGUGCUUUUCUCUUGGUUCACUCAACCAUUAGCUUUUUUCUCCCCCAAUAAGAUUGCAAGCAUACCUUUAUGCUUUGCAGUCUAGCUUGACUUUUGCCAGUGCCUGCAACAUCCAUCUUUCCACUCCAUAUCCUGCCAACAUAAUGGCGCCUGCCUUUUGAUGAGUACUGAUCCAUGUUCGUGAUAAUGUUGAAGUCUGGUUAAUUGUUAAAGUGAAUAUGGGUUCUCUUACCCUUCAGCUUUCUGAAUUCAUUUAGUUAACUCAGGUCAACAAAUGCUGUGUACCUUCUGAGUUCUUUGCCAUCUAUUACUUUUUUUUUUUUUUUUAUGUUUCUGAGCAUGACUUUAGUCUCUUGCCAUGCUCUGGGAUUACUUUGCUUACUCUAUUCUCAACCUAAAUCCUUCAUGGUGUAGGGUGUUUCAUCUAAGCUAUUAUUUUAUUCCCUGAGGUGGCUCAGGUACUUGGUUUAAUCUUGAUCUGAUCUUUCCUGCCUAUUCAAUUUCUAAAGAUCUUUUCCAAGUAGGAAAUGAAGAUUUCCUCCUUGUGUAUUGAUGUAAGCUUCCCACAAAUUUAUGAUUUCUCUUUUAUAGGCUAAUGAUAUCCGCAAACUAUUAAAAAUACGUUUUUCUUAUAAUCUUACUAAUUAUCUUAAGUGUUGAGACCGAUGAUGGAAUUCUAGCUAUGAUACACUACAGAAUUAAGCAACUAUAGCUCUUGUCUUUCUGAUGUUUUGGGCUACUAAAGGCAAUGACUGUGGUUUAGCAGAGCCUCCCUAGAAAUGCAGUAUCUUAAAACUUUGGUGUGUGCCAUACAUUUAUAAGAAAUUUGACAUUUCUAUAAGUCGUGAUGGCUUUUGAAGCCAGAGGAGGAAGUCUGACUACACAUACAUUUAAUGCUUAAGAACAAUUAAAAGAACAAUUAAAAGUCAACGUCAAGCAUUCUUUCCUUCCCCUUAUUUACCCUUCUAGUGCUGUACUCAAACUGUGAAGUGGUAUCUUUCCUUAAAUAUUUGCUUCCACCAAAUAUCAGUAUGAUCAUCAAAUACUUCUCCAUUUGUACUGAGUAUCAACAAACUGGCAUCUCUCUCUUUCUGUUUCACUAUCCUCAUUGGGUCAUGACAUUCUUCAUUUUUAUUCAUUCAUCCGUUUGAUAUUUGUUGCUUCUCUACUGUGCCAUAUGCCAUUUGGCACAGUGAGAGAUACAAGGUGAAUUAGAUGACCAGGGUAGAAUCUUAAAGGUGUAAAUUCUGUCACGAGCACAAUUGAUCCAAUUCUAAUGUGAAUUAUUUCUUUUCUACUUAAAAAUGUUCCACAUAUAAAUGAACAUAUAAAAUUUGGCAUUUCCUGUUUUAUAUGCUUUUAUAUAAUGUUGAUCUUGGCUCCAUAUUAAUUCCAUUGCCUUAUAGCUUUGAAUAUUUUAUAGCAUAGUAGUAAAUAACAUGGAUUCUAGAAGCACACUGCCUGGGUUUGAAUCCAGAUUCUACCACUUACUAGCUAUAUGACCUAGAGCAUGUUACUUAAUGCUUCUGUGCCUCAGUUUUCCUGAGAGUAAGAUGGGCAUAAUCAUAUUAUGUACCUUAUUGGGUUUAUACAGGUUGAGUAUGUCUUAUCCAAAAUGCUUGGGAUGAGAAGUGUUUUGGAUUUUGGUUGGAUUAUUUAUAUUAGACUUACCUGGUUGAGUAUCUCAAGCCAGAAUAUUUGAAAUCCACAAUGCUGCAGUUAGCAUUUUCUUUGAACAUCUUGUUG